Messenger RNA from Uncinocarpus reesii 1704, 894 nucleotides. Its product is annotated as 40S ribosomal protein S0. Gene Ontology annotation, cellular component: 90S preribosome; ribosome; cytosolic small ribosomal subunit. Gene Ontology annotation, biological process: ribosomal small subunit assembly; cytoplasmic translation. The transcript has 2 exons. Gene Ontology annotation, molecular function: structural constituent of ribosome. NCBI's taxonomy places the organism in Eukaryota, Fungi, Ascomycota, Eurotiomycetes, Onygenales, Onygenaceae. The coding region runs from base 1 to 894 and encodes 297 amino acids. The record is from RefSeq and is a predicted model, not a curated record.
AUGGCCCCCUCUAACCUUCCUCCGGUUUUCAAUGCCACAUCUCAGGACAUGGAGAUGCUCCUGGCUGCGCAAUGCCAUCUCGGCUCCAAGAACUUGCAGGUUCACAUGGACCCUUACCUCUGGAAGACUCGUCCAGAUGGUAUCAACGUGAUCAACAUUGGCAAGACCUGGGAGAAAAUCGUCCUUGCCGCUCGUAUCAUCGCCGCCAUCGACAACCCCGCCGAUAUUUGCGUGAUCUCCGCUCGUCCCUAUGGUCAGCGUGCCGUUCUCAAGUUCGCCGCUCACACUGGCGCGGUCGCUAUUGCCGGUCGUUUCACUCCCGGUAGCUUCACCAACUACAUCACCCGCUCCUUCAAGGAACCCCGCUUGAUCAUCGUCACCGAUCCCCGUACCGAUGCUCAGGCCAUCAAGGAGGCCAGCUAUGUCAACAUUCCCGUCAUUGCUCUCUGCGACACCGACUCGCCAACCGAAUACGUCGAUGUCGCUAUCCCUACCAACAACAAGGGUCGCCAUGCCAUUGGUCUAGUUUGGUGGCUCCUUGCCCGUGAGGUCCUUCGCCUUCGUGGCACUCUUGCUACCCGUGAAACCGAAUGGGACGUCGUUGUCGAUCUGUACUUCUACCGUGACCCCGAAGCCGAAGAAGCCAAGGAACUCGAGGAGGCCAAGGCCGCUGGUGUCGACGAAAUUGGCCCUGGUGCUGUCGAGUCUGGAUUCGGUGCUGAAGGUUGGGAAGCUAGCGCUGGAACUGCUUUCGGUGCUGCUGCUGCCACUACAACAACAACUAACCCUGCUACUGCCACUGCCACCUGGGAAGCAACUGGCGGCGAUUGGGCUUCUAGUGCUCCCGCCGAGGGCUGGGCAGGUGAGGCUCCUGCUACCGAAGCCAAGUGGUAG